This is a messenger RNA of Rosa chinensis, 2456 nucleotides long. Its product is annotated as calcium and calcium/calmodulin-dependent serine/threonine-protein kinase. Gene Ontology annotation, molecular function: calmodulin binding; calcium ion binding; calcium/calmodulin-dependent protein kinase activity. Lineage: Eukaryota; Viridiplantae; Streptophyta; Magnoliopsida; Rosales; Rosaceae. Gene Ontology annotation, cellular component: cytoplasm; nucleus. The coding region runs from base 643 to 2220 and encodes 525 amino acids. The transcript has 7 exons. Gene Ontology annotation, biological process: intracellular signal transduction; protein autophosphorylation; peptidyl-serine phosphorylation. The record is from RefSeq and is a predicted model, not a curated record.
ACACGCGAGCUAAACAGUGGAGGCAGUCACUGUUUACUCCGUAGAUAUCAAUUACGCUCCGCAAGAGGCUGGACGGCGGUCAGUCGACCCAAGUGUCCAGACACCUCCGCACACAACUACCGAGCAACCAUCGAGCAGUGCCAGCGGGGUUUGAUUUCUUUGUUCCCAGACAAUUCAACAGUCUGAUUGGCUCCAACAUAAUAGAGGGACUUUUGUGCUUGUAAUUUGCAGCAAGCAGAAUUUGCAGAGAGGAAACAACAAUUAGUUAAUGUUAAGUAGAAGGCAGAGGUAGAGGUAGGUAAGUAUGCUGUUCUCUCUGUGAAUGUGAAUGUGAAUGUGAAUGCUUAAGUUUAGUUGACUAUGUCUUUGUCUGUUCUCUCUCAGCAGUACCCUGCAUAGUAUAUUCCCUCCCUCCCAUUUGAAAUUUUCUGCUGAUAUUAUAUGCAUUAAACAAGUCCCAUAAUCACAAUACGCGUUUCAACUAAUCAAUGGAACCAACCCACCCUGUCUUCUACUUAACAUUAACUAAUCAUUCACAUUGUUUAAUCAAAUUCCCGAAUCCUCUCCAAGACUACUACUACUCUUCUCUUCUCCCAUCUCUGAUAUCAACCCAUCUGCCAAGUUUUUGUCUUUGUAUUGAUCAUGGGACAAGAAGCUAGGAGACUCGCCGAUGAGUAUGAGGUAGCUGAGAUUUUAGGGAGAGGAGGAUUCUCAGUAGUCAGGAAAGGCAUCAGUAGAAAAGCAGGUACCAGUGCCAAAAACAAUGUUGCCAUCAAAACACUCAAAAGACCAUUUGGGGGCUCUUCCUCUUCCUCUUCCUCAUCCAAAAACUCUUCAUUUAGUCCUGGUUUGAAGCAGGGCUUCCCAGUCCCGACUAGGAAACAAGUCUCUAUAUCUAAUGUUUUGCUCACAAAUGAAAUCUUGGUCAUGAGGAAGAUAGUUGAGAAUGUCUCGCCCCAUCCGAAUGUGAUUGACCUCUAUGAUGUGUAUGAGGAUGAGAAUGGGGUUCACCUUGUGCUGGAGCUUUGUUCUGGUGGCGAACUCUUUGAUAGGAUUGUGAAGCAAGAGAGGUACUCUGAGGCAGGGGCUGCAGCUGUGGUCAGGCAGAUUGCACAGGGCUUAGCUGCUCUGCACAAGUCAGAUAUUGUUCAUAGGGAUUUGAAGCCUGAGAAUUGUCUCUUCUUAAAUAGUAGUGAUGAUUCUCCAUUGAAGAUCAUGGACUUUGGGCUCAGUUCUGUCGAGGAGUUUACUGACCCUGUUGUUGGCUUAUUUGGUUCCAUUGAUUAUGUCUCACCAGAGGCUCUUUCUCAGGGACAAAUCACUUUUAAAAGUGAUAUGUGGGCUCUUGGUGUAAUCUUGUAUAUCCUUCUCUCUGGGUACCCACCUUUUAUUGCUCAGUCGAAUCGGCAGAAGCAGCAGAUGAUAAUGGCCGGAGAAUUCAGCUUUUACGAGAAAACUUGGAAGGGAAUUUCCUUAUCAGCGAAGCAAUUAAUAUCAGACCUCCUCAAAGUUGACCCUGAAAAGAGACCUAGUGCUCAAGAGCUUCUGGACCAUCCAUGGGUUGUAGGUCUUUCAGCCAGAGAGGACCAAAUGGAUGCUGAGAUUGUUUCACGACUGCAGAGUUUUAAUGCUCGACGCAAACUCCGUGCUGCAGCAAUAGCUAGUGUGUGGACAAGCUCCAUUUUCUUGAGGACAAAGAAGCUCAAAUCAUUGCUAGGGUCCCAUGACCUUAAACAGGAGGAAAUCCAGAACCUGAGUUUGCAUUUUAAGAAAAUAUGUGUAAAGGGUGAUAAUGCAACUCUGUCUGAAUUUGUGGAGGUGCUGAAAGCAAUGAAAAUGUCAUCACUGGUCCCUCUAGCACCCCGUAUUUUUUACCUAUUUGACAACAACCGAGAUGGAACAGUAGACAUGCGAGAGAUACUCUGUGGUUUCUCUAGUCUCAAGAAUUCACGAGGAGAUGAUGCUCUCCGCCUGUGCUUCCAGAUGUAUGAUACAGAUCGAUCAGGAUGCAUCAGUAAAGAAGAAGUGGCAUCUAUGCUCAGGGCUUUGCCAGAUGACUGCCUUCCAGCUGAUAUUACAGAACCUGGGAAAUUGGAUGAAAUUUUUGAUCGAAUGGAUGCCAACAGCGACGGAAAAGUUACCUUUGAUGAGUUCAAAGCUGCCAUGCAGAGAGACAGCUCUCUCCAAGAUGUAGUCCUCUCCUCUCUUCGGCCACUAUAGCUAGUCUUCCUAUCAUCAAACUUCCACACUUCUAAUAGUUUUAAAUCUUUCUUAUGUUAAGAGGCAAGGUGGUGAAGAACAAUGACCAAAAAACUGAGAUGUAUUUCAUUGAUAAUAUAUAGGGUCUCUAUAUAUAGAGGAUUACAUGUACAAUCAUCUUUCUUAGUAAGAAAUCCUAUACAUAAAUAGGAGAUCAAUACAAUAUAUUUGAGAUAGGCACAUAAAUAUUAGAUUUC